AUGGGUUCCGGAGCAUCUCCCGAUGGCUCUGAAGACGAGUCGGCUUUCUCGUCUCCCGGGGACGAUGUGUCCAUCCCGGGAAGCCCCAGGUCGUCGGCUGCUCAUGUGCAAGUGAAGGCAGAGUCCGUGGAUUCGAGCGGAGCGCGUAACCCUUCCGCCGGCGGUUUGAGCAUGCCGGUCCAGAAACGGCGGAGGGUGACGAGGGCCUGCGAUGAAUGUCGACGGAAAAAGAUCAAAUGCGACGGCAAGCAGCCUUGCACCCAUUGCUCUGUCUACAGUUAUGAAUGCACGUACGAUAAACCAUCUAACCGGCGUAGAAACCCGGCACCGCAGUAUAUCGAGGCGCUGGAAAGUCGCCUACAGCGAGCGGAGGCGCUCCUCCGCGAGGUCAGGCCAGAUGUUGACCUGAACGACCACAAUCUUGACCCGUCUAUCCAGCAGGAGUUUCGCAACAGAGAGCAAGCCAGGGCUCAGGUGGCAAGACUCAGGACCGAAACCGCCAGGCAACCCGAGAGCCAAGACGCGAAGAUCAUGUCCAUGAUCGAGGCCAUGGGCCAACUGGACCUAUCUGAAGGUGGCGAAUGGGACUUCCACGGGACCUCGUCCGGCGCCGUUUUCCUGAAACGCAUGAAAGAGCACUUUCGAGGCUUGCUAGGCAACGACUACCGCACCCCCUUUGUUGUUCGACCUCUUCGUCCGCCGGGUCUGUUCAGCCUCGACUCGCCCAGAUCGAGCUCCGGCUCGCCCUGGGACCUUUCCGCCCUGCCGAACAUCUACGAUCUUCCCCCGCGGGAGAGAGCACGCACUUUAUGCUACUAUUCUCUAAACUGUGCUACCUGCUUGCUCAGAAUCGUACAUAUCCCAUCCUUCUACGAGAUGUUCGAUAGGGUAUACGAGUUGCCGCCCGAGAAAUUCGGCACCGAAGAGAACCGGUUCCUAGGACUCCUGUACUCGGUUCUCUCUCUCGGCUGCAUGUACAACACAUCGGGGAAUGACCCGUCUAAUUCCGUCGACUACAAGACCGCCAUGGACGAAGGGUUGAAAUACUACGCUUCGGCACGAGUUCUACUCCAGGAUGUCGCUGAAUGCAGAGAUCUAACCACCCUGCAAGCGUUGCUGUUUAUGCUUCUCUUCCUCCAGGUGGCCGCUAACAUCAGCGGUUGCUAUUCUUUCGUUGGUAUUGCCCUGCGAUCCGCGAUCCGGAUGGGCCUACACCGGCACUUGAAGCAUGCAAAGAUCACUCCUAUCGAGGACGAAACGCGGCGCAGAUGUUUUUAUGUUAUCCGACAGAUGGACACAUACAUCUCCACCAUCCUUGGCUUUCCCAUGUUGCUGAACGAAGAGGACAUUGACCAGCCGUUACCUACCGAAGUCGACGACGAAUAUAUCACCAAGGACGCGAUUCUUGCACCACCGGCAGGGACACCGUCUUUUCUCCAGGCGUUCAAUGCACAUGUGAGGCUCAUGAGAAUACUUACGAAAGUGGUGAAACACAUCUACCCUCAGAAAGUGGUCCAUGAAUUCGUUGCAGACGAGGAUACCAGGAAUGCUCCCUACCUGGUCGAGUAUGGGAAGAUCCGGGAGAUCGAGGAAGACCUCCAGGACUGGUACGAACAACUUCCCACACAUUGGCGGCCUAGUCCCGAAGGGCCGAUUGAAGUGAUCCGAGUUCGGACUAUUCUGAGGUUUGGCUAUGCGCACGUCCAGAUGAUGCUCUACAGACCGUUCCUACACUACGCCUCACCACGACUCUCUGCUGGCAAGAAUAUCGAUGAGAGGUAUUACGCCUGCGCGGCAGCUGGGGUCAGUGUCUCCCGAAAUAUCGUCCACAUCGGGACCGAGCUUCGAAAACAAACUGUGCUUAUCGGGCCGUACUGGUUUAUGCUUUACACCGAGUUCUUCGCCAUCUUGUCCCUGGUGUUCUACGUACUCGAAAACCCGGACAAGUCUGGCUCUGCAGAGAUACUAGCGGAUGCAAGGGCGGGACGAGAGGUGGUCGCGAGCCUUGCUCGGAGAAGUAUGGCCGCUGAUAGAGUCACCACUACUCUGACGUCUCUCUUCGACCAGCUUCCCGACAAGCUCAAAAAGAUGAAGGGCCGCGCCAUGCCGACGAGAAAACGCUCAGCCCCGGUGCCAAAGUCGGGCAUAGCAUCAGCACAGGCUCGCCCCGGUUUGCAAGGCGCUAAGCCUCAGCGUCGAUCCGAAGAACUCAACCGACCACGGAGCGGACCGGCCGGAGAGAACCACCCGACAUCUCUCCACAGGGCAUCGCUCGACACGGCGGGAAUGCACCAGGGCCUCCAUGGCCAAAACUUCUCGGCCAACUUCCAGGACCUCUUGCCAUUGGACAUCCCCUCGACGGGCGAGAGCUCGGAAACAAGCAGCACACCGGGAACCAUGCAUGCGCAGCUACCGAAUUACCACCAGAUGCAUACUCCUAGUGCGAGCCACAAACCGCUGCACAAACUAGACGAGAUGAUGUUCCCUUCGGGCGACCCGUUUGCGUAUCCAAACCAGCAGCCUCUAACGGAUUUCACAAGCCAGGCGCAGGGCGGACAUGCCGGCCCCCCCGGGAGGAGCCAGCAGCCAGGGUCGAUGCAGUUCUACAUACCCAACCUUUACGACGACAUCGAAGGCCACCUGCUCGGGCAACCAGCACCGUACUUGGUUCAACAGGACCAACAAAGCCAACAGGGGCUCGGCCUUGCCUCGCAUAUGUAUAACCCGUCCAAUAUGGUACCCAUGCAGCAGACACCGCCAGCACAUCACCAGAACUUAACUCCGCAGCGGCAACAGCAGAGAGAGUUGGAAGACAUGUUGGCAGACCCGAAUUUCCGAGAGGAUUGGGGAGACAUGCUUGGCAACUCGGGCUAUAGGCAGCUGUAG
Messenger RNA from Phialemonium atrogriseum, 2886 nucleotides. RefSeq names its product fungal-specific transcription factor domain-containing protein. Gene Ontology annotation, cellular component: nucleus. Bases 1 to 2886 code for a protein of 961 amino acids. Gene Ontology annotation, biological process: positive regulation of transcription by RNA polymerase II; DNA-templated transcription. The transcript has 5 exons. The record is from RefSeq and is a predicted model, not a curated record. Gene Ontology annotation, molecular function: zinc ion binding; DNA-binding transcription factor activity, RNA polymerase II-specific; sequence-specific DNA binding. Lineage: Eukaryota; Fungi; Ascomycota; Sordariomycetes; Cephalothecales; Cephalothecaceae.